Molecule: messenger RNA, 773 nt
Organism: Syzygium oleosum
Lineage: Eukaryota; Viridiplantae; Streptophyta; Magnoliopsida; Myrtales; Myrtaceae
Exons: 6
Coding region: 134-505 (123 amino acids)
Cellular component (GO): cytoplasm; nucleus
Source: RefSeq, a predicted model, not a curated record
AGAGAGAGAGAGAGAGAGAUUCACCCGGUGAGCAGCGAGCAAACAGCGCUCGAUUUCAGCUAUUUCGAGGAUCAAAUGAAGUGUCGUGCCUCUGCUGCUGUCGUCGUAGCUAAAUGUCCUUGUGCCGUGUCCCAUGGAACCUCAUGACCCCACUCCUCCCAAGGAUUACUACAAAAUUUUGGAGGUGGAUUAUGAUGCAACUGACGACAAAAUCAGAUUGAACUAUCGGAGGCUUGCAUUGAAGUGGCAUCCUGACAAACACAAGGGUGAUGAUGCUGUGACCUCAAAAUUCCAAGAGAUUAAUGAAGCUUAUAGUGUGCUGAGCGAUCCUGUCAAACGCUUUGAUUAUGAUUUAACUGGGAUUUAUGAGAUCGAGAAGUAUACCUUGACGGAGUAUCUUGCCAGAUUCAAAGGAAUGAUAUUGACCUGUAAUGGGCUCGGUAUUGGUCAUCCCUCAGAAGGGGCAGAGCACUUGACCAAUGGUGGUAACAUUGCAGAUGAAUGAGGAUUUCUCUUCAGUUAAAAUACAUGUGUUUCCAUGCCAUGAGAGGCUUCGGUUUAGGAGAAACGCUUGAAUUCAUUACUGCAAAGAUGCUGCCUGAUGGAGGAAGAGAAAUAAGCUAACGAUAUUAUGAGGAAUAUCCAAUUGAAACCCGAUACAUCUCGGGCGACCAAUACACCCAUGUUUAAGGGAUCACUACAUGUAUUCCUUCAUUAUUCUUGAUUUGUACAUUACCCUGUCAUACAAUGUUGAAUUUGAUUCAUUUGUCUGU